Clarias gariepinus (North African catfish) is the source of this 966-nucleotide messenger RNA. RefSeq names its product CMRF35-like molecule 3. Lineage: Eukaryota; Metazoa; Chordata; Actinopteri; Siluriformes; Clariidae. The record is from RefSeq and is a predicted model, not a curated record. Bases 1 to 966 code for a protein of 321 amino acids. The transcript is spliced from 7 exons.
AUGGAGAUGGUCCUCAUCUUCACCUUCUGCCUGAUUCUAGCUGGUACUGAUGCUGUAACUACAGAAACUGGAUACAGAGGACGAUCAGUUCAGAUUAAAUGUCCCUACACAUCUGGAUAUGAAAAGAACAACAAGUAUCUCUGCAGAGGCAAUUGUCUUGUCCCCGGUUUUAAAGACAUUCCUGUUGAAUCUAAAUCUCCUGCUAAAGACUCCAGAUUCUCUCUGUAUGACGACACAACAGCCAAAGUCUUCACCGUCACCAUCACUGAUCUGAGACCAGAGGAUGAAGGAACUUACUGGUGUGUGAUAGAUCAGACAGGGCGUGAUAUUUACACAGAGAUUAUACUGCUGGUUAAAACAGAUCCUCCUCCCAUCAGUACUGUCUCACACACCACACACACCACACACACCACUUUAACACACUCCAUGAGUACAUCAGUGCGUGCUGAGAACACACACUCAACAACAGUUAAUCUACUAAAUGAUGCUACCCACCCAACCACCACUCCAUCAUCUCAAGACUUUCCAAUGUCCACCAUCAUCAUUGCUGUGUCUGUGGUUCUAGCGCUGCUUCUCAUUGUCCUGUUAUUUACUCUCGCCCUUCAGAGGAAAAACAAGACCAGAGCCUCAUCCCCAGCCCAACCUGCACAAAGCUCCUCAAACCACAAUGUGGUUCCACAUCCUGAUUGUGUUUAUGAGGAGAUUAAGGACAACAUAAGUCUUACUAACACACUUUACUCCACUGCUCUGACUCCCACAAACCCCUCUGAGAUUUAUUCUGACCCUGAAUUACCCACAAUUCACUCUGACUCAUCAGUCAGCGCUGCUCCACCAUCGGGUGUGAAAUCUGGUGAAAGUCUAACGUACGCAGCAGUGAGUUUUAACACAGAUUCUACAGCAGUGAUCUACAAUCACGAGAGCAACUUAUGUGAAUAUGCUACUGUUAAUGACACUAAAUGUGGCUAG